AAAUUCAAAAUUCAGCUCAAAAUUAUGGAGGUACAUAAACGGAAAUAUAUACACGACGGAGAGAUCGAAGCAAAAAAGCAAAUUAAAACGGAGAAAAACGAUGGAACGGCGGCAUCGGUGACGGCGGCGGUGGAGGACGAAGAAGUUGAGGAGUUCUACGCUAUACUGCGGAGAAUACGUGUGGCGGUGAAGUAUUUCGAGAAGGGAAACGCCGAGAGCGGUGGCGCCGGGAGAAAUCUGACGGCGGCGAAGCCGUGGAGUCCGAAUUUCCGGCAGGAGGAUUUUAAACGGGCUGUUGACGGCGUUAAAGAGAGAGAAAGCGUGGAAGAUAAUGCGGGUUUGGAUCUUAACGCUGACCCGGUUACUGAUCCGAAUUCAGAAGCCAAUUAAUUUAAUUUUUUUUUGGCUUAACUAUUAG
Molecule: messenger RNA, 418 nt
Organism: Solanum verrucosum
Lineage: Eukaryota; Viridiplantae; Streptophyta; Magnoliopsida; Solanales; Solanaceae
Product: protein NEGATIVE REGULATOR OF RESISTANCE-like
Exons: 1
Coding region: 25-390 (121 amino acids)
Biological process (GO): regulation of systemic acquired resistance
Source: RefSeq, a predicted model, not a curated record